CGCUUCUUCUUCUUCCUCUUCUUCCUCUUCUUCUUCUUGGGCGCCGAUGGAGAAGCUUAAUUUUGUCAAAAAUGGCGUCCUUCGACUGCCCCCUGGCUUCCGCUUCCACCCCACGGAUGAAGAGCUUGUGCUUCAAUACUUGAACCGGAAGGUUCUUUCCUGCCCUUUACCGGCCUCAAUCAUCCCUGACGUCGACGUUUGCAAGGCUGAUCCAUGGGAUUUGCCUGGGAACAUGGAGCAAGAGAGGUAUUUCUUCAGCACGAGAGAAGCUAAGUACCCACAUGGGAACAGAUCAAACAGAGCGGCGGCGUCGGGGUAUUGGAAGGCCACCGGAAUCGACAAACAAAUUCUGGCUUCGAAGGCAAACCAAGUGGUGGGGUUGAAGAAAACUCUGGUUUUCUAUAGAGGAAAGCCACCCCAUGGGUCUAGAACCGAUUGGAUUAUGCACGAGUACCGUCUCGCUUCUCCACCAAUGGUUUGCUUUAAUGCUUCACAGGGAAAAACCACCCUUCAGAGUUGUGCGGCUCCAAUGGAGAAUUGGGUUCUGUGUCGCAUAUUUCUGAAGAAAAGAAAUGGGCAACAAAGCGAAGAGGAGAAGGACGCAAUAAGCAACAGAAAGUCAAGGAGGAUUGGGAAGCCUGUGUUUUAUGAGUUCAUGAGAAAGGAAAGGGGUGAGACAGACUUGAAUCUGGCUCCUUCUUCUUCAUCUUCAGGCUCCAGUGGACUCACGGAGAUUUCAAAUAAUGAAUUGGAUGAUCAUGAAGAAAGCAGCAGCAGCUGCAACACCUUCCCUUACUUCAGGAGAAAAUCUUAAAGGACUCCAUAUCUUUUUAUCUUCGCUUCAGACACCUUCCUUUGUCUGCUUUCCCAUGUCAGAAUAACAACCAUGAAAGGAAGAAGAAGGUGUUGUAGCUUUGAGGUUUGUGGUCGGAAAAUCAUAAGCCAAAAAGAGACCAAACAAACUGAAUCGGCGUUUAAGUUGUUGUUAGUUUACGCAGAGAAAGAAAUGAAAUCCAAAUUUCGAAGUCAUUUGGUAAUUAAGUGUGUUACUUAUUAGCCUACCAAAUAAUACUCUGCCUCUCUUGCUUAAUAACUUUAAACUCUCCAUUAUUGA
Cucurbita pepo subsp. pepo (vegetable marrow) is the source of this 1114-nucleotide messenger RNA. RefSeq names its product NAC domain-containing protein 83-like. The record is from RefSeq and is a predicted model, not a curated record. NCBI's taxonomy places the organism in Eukaryota, Viridiplantae, Streptophyta, Magnoliopsida, Cucurbitales, Cucurbitaceae. Gene Ontology annotation, biological process: regulation of DNA-templated transcription. Gene Ontology annotation, molecular function: DNA binding.